Molecule: messenger RNA, 858 nt
Organism: Ostertagia ostertagi
Lineage: Eukaryota; Metazoa; Nematoda; Chromadorea; Rhabditida; Trichostrongylidae
Source: the annotation of a GenBank genome assembly
AUGGUGUCGAAUAUGUCCUGGGUGCUGGUUAAUUCUGAACCCCUAAUGGAGUUCGAGAAACCCACGCUUAACAAAGUUGUCGACAUUGGAGGGCUUGGAGUGCACAAGCACGAAAACCAGACUAUGUAUGGAAUGGGAUCGUAUUCUGAACCUAAGAGAGCACACUGUUCUCAUCUCGUUCGGCAGCGUGCGAAAAGCAAGUUUAUGCCUGAAUCAAUGAAGAGGGCCAUCAUGCACGUCAUUAAUUCCUUCCCAAAUGUGACUUUCAUCUGGAAAUACGAGGAACCAGACGACGCCAUCUUGAGAGGAGUAGACAAUCUUAUCCCUUCGAAAUGGACGCCACAGAGCUGUUUAUUAGCCGACAAACGUCUAAAACUUUUUAUCACACACGGCGGAGCUGGUAGUAUGAUGGAGAGUGCUCAGCAAGCAAAACCGCUUAUUGUCGUUCCUUUGUUCGGCGAUCAAACAAGAAAUGCGAAGCUCAUUGAGAAAUUUGGCUUUGGUAUCCUUUUGGAAAAAGGCCGCCUUACUGACAGCAACGUGUUACGCGAGGCAAUCGAACAAAUUCUCACCGAUUCUAAAUACCAAACAGCAGCCAAUCGAAUUAGCCGGCUGCUGUCACGACGUCCAUUUAGUCCUGAAGAGAAACUGGUGAAAACCGUGGAGCUCGCCGCCGAAUUCGGAGAUUUACCGGAGCUGAAAGUAGCCGGAAGAGAUCUUGGAUAUGUUGCUUAUUAUAAUCUUGAUCUACUAUUUAUUUUAGCAGCGAUUUUCGCCGCAAUUAUAAGUCUAAUGAUAUAUGUUUUAUUGAGGAUAUCUAUGCGCUAUUUCGUGACAGUAAAAGUGAAGGUUCAUUGA